GCUGCGGGGGGCGCAGAGGGGCUCGGGGCGAGCGGAGUUCCCUCCGCUGCGGGAGGGUGCGAGGCGCCCUGUCCCUGCCGCCCGGGGUGCCCUCAGGGUGAGGCGGCUGAGGGCCCGAGUCUCCCCCGCUGCUCUGAGGUGGAGACAGGUGCGUCCCCGCCGUGAAAAGCCCCACGUAGGAAAUUCGCAGAAGCCCCGUUUUGUUUCAUGUCUUUUUUUGGGGCAGGGUGAAAAAAAGAGCAGGAAAAGAUCUCAUUAUGGCACCAUCGGGAAGGAAGCAUGGAGGAAAAGCUGGUAAACCAGCACCAGAAGAACAGACCCUACCUGCCUAUGACUUUGAGGAGGAUAGAAAAGAACUGAGUGGAUCAGAGGAAGAUAUUAGAGAAGGCGACACACCAGUAAUGGACAAGCAUGGAAAGAAAAGACCCUUGGCGACUACUCAUGUGGUUCCAGAUGAUGUGGGGGGUGAAGUACAGAAUAUGCUGGAAAGGUUUGGAGCUGACAUUAACAAGGCUCUCUUAGCUAAGAGAAAAAGAUUAGAAAUGUAUACAAAAGCCUCACUCAAAACCAGUAACCAGAAGAUUGAACAUGUUUGGAAAAUGCAGCAGGAGCAAAGGCAGAAGCUCAAUCAUGAAUUCUCCCAGCAGUUCCUGACUUUAUUUCAGCAAUGGGAUGUAGAUGUGCAAAAAGCAGAGGAGCAGGAAGAAAAACUAGCGAAUAUGCUUCGUCAGCAACAAAAAGUUUUUCAACAGGCAAGAAUAGUUCAAAGUCAGAGACUGAAAACCAUUAAGCAACUCUAUGAGCAGUUCUUAAAGAGCAUGGACGAGCUGGAGAAGAGCAAUGAAAAUCUUCUGGCGGGUGCCCAAAAUGAACUCCGCAAAGAAAUGGCUAUGUUGCAGAAGAAGAUUAUGAUGGACACCCAACAGCAGGAGAUGGCAACUGUUCGCAAGUCUCUUCAGUCCAUGUUAUUCUGAUGGCUCAAUGGAGAAACAAGUUGUACCUAAGUAACAUGACACAAGUACAGGCAUUAGCCACAGAGAAGGAUGUUAAGAUAUAAAUGUUUUAAGGUUCCUAUUAAAGGCUUUCAUGGAUUAUUCUAAUCUUGUGUCUAGUAAUGUUGUAAGCACGUAUAUUAGUAAAUUGUAUUAAUGGCGGGGCAGUAUGGACCCCAAACUGUCUGUCCAAUUAAUUUUUAACUACUUAAUAUUAACUUUCAAUAGCACUGGACUGUUAAAAUUGUUUCACUUUUUCUAAUGCCAAAUUGUUACAAUGGGCAGAAUUAAUGAAAACCUGCAAUAGCCAGAUUUUACAUAUUAACUUUAGGCCUUUAGGUAAAUUGUGCAAGUAGAAGCAUUUUUCACAAGAUGCAGAUUUCUGUAGUUUCAUCAUUUAGUCAGCUAACAUAUCAGCAGUUAUAAGUUCACAGGAUAUGACAUGUAAGAUUGUUUAAUGAUGUGCAUUACAAUAAAUAAAAGUAAAUUUUGUUAACUCUUUUGUUACAGUAGGUAUUUAAAUAUCCUUGUAUUAGUAAGAGAUUUAUGAACUGCUGUAAUUUGUCCAGAAAACAUUGGGCUUUUUUUAGUUGAAUGAUGAGCUUUAUGUAUCAGCUCCAGUAAGCAUAAUUGAACAUUAUGCAUUUUGGGGCAUAUACUUCUUGUAGAGCCACUGCAAGAAGAUGGGGUACAUUUACCUCAUUUACUUAGUACAAGCUAUUACAAGCCUUUGAGAUGGAAUAUUACUUUUUGCAAUCCCAAAUGACUAGCAAUUUAGGGAGGCCUGAGUUUUAAGGGUAAAGCAUUUAUCUUUCAUGUAUCUCAUUGCAGUAAACAAGUACAAAUUAAACAAUUGGCUUAGUGUG
Molecule: messenger RNA, 1858 nt
Organism: Neopelma chrysocephalum (saffron-crested tyrant-manakin)
Lineage: Eukaryota; Metazoa; Chordata; Aves; Passeriformes; Pipridae
Gene: SYCP3
Product: synaptonemal complex protein 3
Exons: 9
Coding region: 258-974 (238 amino acids)
Biological process (GO): meiotic cell cycle; spermatid development
Cellular component (GO): synaptonemal complex
Source: RefSeq, a predicted model, not a curated record